This is a messenger RNA of Guyanagaster necrorhizus, 2003 nucleotides long. RefSeq names its product MFS transporter. Gene Ontology annotation, biological process: transmembrane transport. The record is from RefSeq and is a predicted model, not a curated record. Lineage: Eukaryota; Fungi; Basidiomycota; Agaricomycetes; Agaricales; Physalacriaceae. Gene Ontology annotation, cellular component: membrane. Gene Ontology annotation, molecular function: transmembrane transporter activity. The transcript has 7 exons. Bases 296 to 1801 code for a protein of 501 amino acids.
CAUUAAAGAUGAGAGGAUUGGGACUGGAAGAGCAUACGGCCGUCUUUCUCGUGUUGACGGCUAUUGCAGCUCCAGGGGGCAGGAUCUGUAGUCGUUGCUCUUUCUUACGACAGUCAUGUUUUUCGAAGGUUAUCAAACUGUGUCUCAGCGCUGCGUGCCUGUGCAGGGUUCUCGAGCGGUAGUGAUCAGACAGCGUCAAUGCCCCGUUGUUUCCACUAUCCCCCCUCCCAGUCUGCGAAAAUCGGCAUAUAUCCAUUGAUAAGGACAUGUAACCGAGUCAAUUACCUGCACAUCAAUGCCCACCAUGAGACCUCUCCGCCCACUCCCUCCCCGCCCACUCCCUCUCCGCCCACUCCCCGUCCCUCCUGUGCCUGUGGAGUCCCCUCCCUCUCCAACUUUCUCAUUUUACAAGCCCUGCGACGAUGAGGAAAUAAUUAUUGAAGACGAAUACACCAUCGACAUUGCUGCCGAGAGAAGGUUACUCAGGCGAAUGGACCUUCGUGUUGUUCCUACAUCCAUAUUGAUAAGCGCGCUCGGUUUCCUUGCGCGAUUCAACAUUGGCAAUGCUAGAAUUCUGAAGGAUGAUAACGACCAUUCCCUCCUCCGGAUUGCGGAUCUUACAGACCAUCAAUUCCUCAUCUUGCUCGUAGUUUUCCUCGUCCCGUUUACCGUGUUCGAGACCCCGUCCAACUAUAUGCUCAAACACUUCUCUCCGCCACAUUGGUUUGCAAUUCUCUUGCUCGGGUGGGGAGCAUCCACUAUGAUCAUGGCUGCAUCUCGGAGCUAUGGUACAUUAAUUGGCUUGCGCUUCUUGUUGAGCUCGUUCGAGGCAGGGUUCUUCCCAGGCAUGAUCUAUUUCCUUACGUUCUGGUAUCGACUCGAAGAACGCGGGCUCCGCUUAUCACUUAUUAUAGCAUCUGCGCCACUUGGAGGCGCUUUCGGCGGCAGCAUCGCAUACGGAGUAGAGUUUAUCAACGGCGCUCGAGGCCUGGAGGCUUGGCAAUGGUUAUUCAUCAUCGAAGGCGCACCAUCAUGCUUCCUCGCAAUAAUCGUGUACCUCUUCUUCCCUUCCUAUCCUGAGAGGGCAUCCUGGCUAUCAUCACGCGACCGUGACCUCGCUAUUGUCCGGCUGAACCAAGAGACGUCAAAGAGUCUAGGGCAUGCGAGGAUUACGUGGGAUGGCGCCAAGUCUACGAUAAAAGAUUGGCGGCUGUACCUGCAUUAUAUAGUGUUCACUGCGACGUCGGUGGCAUUCUCGAGUAUAUCGCUAUUUGCACCGACCAUUGUGGAUGGACUUGGGUACAGAGGGCUUGAUGCCCAGCUAUUCAUAGUUCCGCCCUUUGCGGUGGCGUUCGUCGUGACUGUGGCGAUGUCGUGGGCGGCGGAUAGGUAUAGGGCCUGGUCAAUGUGUGCGAUGGUAUCGAUGAUAUUGGCAGGGAUAACUUUUAUCAUUCAUGGUUCGCUACCACGAACGUCAUUCGAAGCGCGAUAUACAAUGCUCUGCCUAGGAACAAUGUUCUCCUAUGCUGGUAGUCCCUCGUUGCUAGCAUGGCUUACUGGCAAUCUGCGGGAUACAAAUGCGACGACGCUGGCUAUCCCGAUGAACGUGGCUUUUGGGGCGUCGGGGCAGAUGAUAGGAAUAUUCUUAUAUAGGUCAAAUGAAGCUCCUGGGUACCUGACUGGACAUUAUACGAAUGGGGCUGCACUAUUAGUAGGAGCAGUCGGUGUCGGAAUCUUGAGGGUCAUUUAUGCGAGGAGAAACCGAGAGCUGGGUGUCGGACAAAGUCCUUGGAUUGUGUAAUUGUACAUGUGGCACUGAAGGGAAAUAUCCAGUAGAUGAUCAGGUCUGUCUAGUCCCGGCUUCUAUCCUAUUAGUAUAUCAUACGCCAUGAACAAAGUGUUCAGGUUUUCAUCACACAAUGUGAUGGAAUAUAUAUAGCGAAAGACCUUUCGCCCUUUUCACAAUUUCUUGACAAUUUCUUUAGUUUUUAUCCUUAUUUGCC